AUGAGGAAAAGAGGGAAUGGAAAGGGGAAGACGUUUAUUGUUUGGUCCCAAAGCUCCCCUGACGGCUUUGAAUCUGCCACCUUCAGAGUUGAAUCCCCAAACUUCGUAGCAUAUGGCAUUAGCUUCAAGAAUGAGGCGGCGACUGGGAUUGUAGAUAUCUCCCACAACCAGUCAGUGGCUGCGGUUGUGGGCGCAGACAAGGCUGCUUUCUACCAAUGUGCAUUUUAUAGCUCUUACAACACUCUGUUUGAUUACAAGGGAAGACAUUACUAUGAAGGCUGCUACAUUCAGGGCUCAAUAGAUUUCAUAUUUGGCCGAGGCCAAUCCAUCUUUGAAGUGAGUCCAUUUGGCUCGUUUGGAUUUAUCCUUGAAAUCACUUUUGCUCUUUUUUGA
Messenger RNA from Thlaspi arvense, 393 nucleotides. NCBI's taxonomy places the organism in Eukaryota, Viridiplantae, Streptophyta, Magnoliopsida, Brassicales, Brassicaceae. The record is from the annotation of a GenBank genome assembly.